Drechmeria coniospora is the source of this 708-nucleotide messenger RNA. RefSeq names its product uracil phosphoribosyltransferase. The coding region runs from base 1 to 708 and encodes 235 amino acids. The record is from RefSeq and is a predicted model, not a curated record. The transcript has 4 exons. NCBI's taxonomy places the organism in Eukaryota, Fungi, Ascomycota, Sordariomycetes, Hypocreales, Ophiocordycipitaceae.
AUGGCUAUGAUAACUGCAGGAUCCAAUCAAGUUCCUCUCGGCGAGAAAACAUGCGCUGCGGCUACGGUAUCUGCCAGUGCGCAUUUCAAUAAUGUUUAUGUGCUGCCACAAACGCCGCAGCUUAUUGCAUUACUCUCAAUCAUACGGAACAAGGACACAGAGCGAGCCGACUUUAUAUUCUACUCUAACCGGAUUAUUCGAUUACUCGUGGAAGAGGGCUUGAACCACCUUCCUGUGAUUGAGCAUAAAAUCACCACUCCAGUUGGCCACACGUACAGCGGCCUCAUGUUUCAAGGAAAGAUAUGUGGCGUGUCUAUCAUGCGCGCUGGCGAAGCCAUGGAGCACGGCCUACGUGACUGCUGUCGUUCCGUCCGCAUUGGCAAGAUCCUCAUCCAGCGUGAUGAGGACACAUCGCAACCAAAGUUGUUCUACGACAAGCUCCCGGAAGAUAUUGCCGAGAGAUGGGUGCUGCUUCUUGAUCCGAUGUUCGCCACUGGCGGGUCAGCAAUUAUGGCUGUUCAGGUGCUCAAAGCCCGCGGAGUACCAGAGGGCCGCAUACUAUUUCUCAAUUUAAUUGCCAGCCCCGAAGGCGUUCAAAAUUUCGCCACAAAGUUCCCUCAGCUGAAAGUCGUGACCGCUUUUAUUGAUGAGCGGCUGGAUGAGAAAAAGUACAAUACUCCCCAAACCGUUCAAUCUGGUAUGGACUAA